AUGCAUCACCAAACCAAGUUAGAUGUAUUCAUAAUCAGAGCUUACAAUCUACUGUCCAAUGAGUCAGUCAUUAGCGGUGCCUCCUUGCAGAGUGUUACAAAUUCGCCGCAAACAGCGACAAAUACACCAUCAGGUAUGGUUAGCGGGAUGGUGGGCACAACGAUUGCUAACUCAGCAGGAUUGAUGGGCUCCGAUAACACACCUAAUAUUGAUGGCAUUAUAACUAGCACUGGCGGUAAUGCUCUGGCGAAGGCCAACUCAGACAGUACCAAUGCAACGCCGAAUGCUAAUUCAAGCUCUGUUUCAGCCAUAAGCAAUGCCAGCAAUCCCACUAACAACGGCAACAACGCGAGCUCUAGUACAACAUCGAAUGGAGUUUGUACACAAGCUCAAUAUUCUCAACUGUUCGCUAAGAUAUCCAAACUGUAUAAUGCUACAUUAUCUUCAGGAUCAAUUGAUGAUAGAUCGACAUCACCAAAGUCGGCAAUCGAACUGUAUCAAAGGUUUCAACAGAUUAUCAAAGAACUAGAAUUAAGCUUUGAGGCCAGCCCUUAUGCAAAAUAUUUCCGCCGUUUGGAUGGAAGACUUUGGCAAAUUAAGGCUGACUCCGAAUUAGAAAAUGAUGAAUUAUGGCGACUAGUCUCAAUGAGUAUAUUUAGUGUAUUCGAUCCGCAGACCGGCCAAAUUUUAAAUCAAGGGCGUAGAAAGGGAAAUUCUUUAAACACGUCUACUAAGGGUUCCCCAUCAGAGUUACAAGGAGUAAACAAUGGGAAUAAUAAUGGGAAUAGUGGCAGCAUCGGAAACGGGAAUAAUAUUAAAAACUAUGGAAAUAAAAAUGCAACGAACAAUCGAACGAAAAAAAGAGGUACCAGAGUGGCCAAAAACGCCAAAAACGGAAAGAAUAAUAAAAACGCUAACAAGGAAAGAAACAGUAUUGCAGAUUCGAGCUCAUUCAAUAAUGCAACCAUAAGCAACCCAGCAACCAAUAUGCUUUUUGAUCCAUCAUUGUCACAGCAACUACAAAAACGACUGCAAACGCUAUCACAAGAUGUCAAUUCCCGUUCAUUGACGGGAUAUUAUACACAACCAACAAGUCCUGGUUCAGGCGGAUUUGAAUUUGGUCUAAGUCAUGCGGAUCUGAAUCCCAAUAGUUCUAAUAAUAACAUGGGUUACAAUACAAUGUCUAAUAAUGGUUCUCAUUCAUGGAAACGAAGAUCAUUGGGAUCAUUAGACGUCAAUACAUUGGAUGAUGAGGCGGUGGAAGAACUGUUACAAUUAACGAAUACAAACAAAAGGCAGAGACCAAUGACGACAGCAGAUGGGGCUUUGAUAAACGACGGUACGGAUAAUAACCUAAACACAGCGAACAACCAAAUGAAAGUGGAUCUAAAUCCUCCGAAUAACAUGGCAACUAUUGAUACAGACGCGGUAAUACGCCCUUUAAAAGAAGCCUAUGACGCUAUCAUUUCUGAAAAAGACCAAAGAAUUGCACAAUUGGAAAGGGAAUUGGAAUUACAACGUCAAGAGACACAGUGGCUAAGGAAAAUGUUAAUUGAGGACAUGGGCUGUGUUAGAAGCAUGCUACGAGAUUUGCAAAGAUGA
Messenger RNA from Saccharomyces kudriavzevii IFO 1802, 1602 nucleotides. It is a transcript of the gene GCR2, whose product is annotated as Gcr2p. The transcript has a single exon. The record is from RefSeq and is a predicted model, not a curated record. Bases 1 to 1602 code for a protein of 533 amino acids. NCBI's taxonomy places the organism in Eukaryota, Fungi, Ascomycota, Saccharomycetes, Saccharomycetales, Saccharomycetaceae.